Messenger RNA from Chara braunii, 2403 nucleotides. Lineage: Eukaryota; Viridiplantae; Streptophyta; Charophyceae; Charales; Characeae. The record is from the annotation of a GenBank genome assembly.
AGAGAGAGAGAGAGAGAGAGAGAGAGAGAGAGAGAGAGAGAGAGAGAGAGAAGCCAGGAGAGUGAGGAGGAAAGUUUGAGAAGAUGAAGAUUGUGGUGCCGGAAAGGAUGACGAUUUCGGCAGUGGAGAAGAUGAAGAUUAGUUACUGUAGAGACAUGAUAGGGAGCAUAUUGACUCCUGAUUCUCCUUUUGCCACGAUCAACAACGCUAGUAAUAUGGCUAUGGCUAGCUCGGAUAGCUCCGACUGCUCGCAGUGCUCGCAGUGCUCGGUAGUUGACGAAUUCAUCGACUUCAUGAACAACUCCUGGACACCAUUCCAUGCCACACUCGAAGCGGAGAAGAUCCUGACUGCAGCUGGAUAUGCUCGGCUGUCAGAGAGAAGAGCGUGGCAAUUGAAACGAGGAGGGAAGUACUACAUUACAAGGAACAUGUCGUCGAUCGUUGCAUUCGCAAUCGGAGAGAAGUUCGAAGCAGGAGAAGGGUUCUUUGUGGUUGGCGCACACACCGACAGUCCUUGUCCCAAGCUGAAACCCAUUUCCAAGCUCAGCAGGCCUAACUUUCUGUUGGUUGGGGUGCAACCGUAUGGCGAUGGCGUUUGGCACACAUGGUUCGACAGGGACCUGAGUGUCGCAGGACGUGUGCUGGUGAGGAGGAGGGUGGAGAGGGAGACAUUUGAGGAGAUAAAGAAUCGUAAGGUAGGUGAAGGAGGGACUACCAAAGGUGGUUGCUUUGGUGGCGGCGAGAGUCGAACAACAAGAAAUGCAGGUCUUCUUGCAAAUGCCAAGACUCAGGGUUCACCCGCUCUGGCAUCGGUCAUCAAGCAGGAGCUUGUGAUGAUCAGACGACCCAUUAUGCGCAUCCCAACGCUGGCUAUUCAUUUGGAUAGGCCAUCAAACGACAAGGGAAUUUGCGUUAACUUCCAACGGGAUAUGGGGGUGCUGCUGGCUACAUCAAUCAAGUCUGAGAUGAAUCAGCACAAAGCCAUGGCCUCGAGAUCAGGUAAGGGAAAGCCAUUGCUAGCGACGACAAGGAACAACAAACAUGAGGUCCUGGAGGAAUGCCAUGGAACCUGCAAAGGCAGUAGCUUUAUCCAUGCCAAGGACAGGGGGAGGUCUUCGGCGAAGAACAGUCCUGCAGUCGUCACGACAAUGGUGAGAAAGGUGGAGGGAGAUGAGGGUUGCAGUCAUCACCAUCCGCUUCUGUUGCAGUUGCUAGCGGAUGAACUGAAGUGCAAGCCUAGUGACAUUUGCGACUUCGACCUUUGCGUUUGCGACACACAACCAAGUGCCAUCGGUGGUGCGCUGGACGAGUUCAUCCUCUCCGGACGACUCGAUAAUCUUCCCAUGUCCUUUUGUGCCGCCAAGGCGUUGGCCGAGUCCACAGCAGCACCGGAUGCUUUGGCUAAUGAGAGUGGUGUGCGAAUGAUUGGGUUGUUCGACAAUGAGGAGGUGGGGUCUGUCAGUGCCCAAGGAGCUUCAUCGACACUAAUCAGCGGUGUCAUUCGGCGAGUCACGGAAUGGGCAACUACAUCCUCAAUGCACGCGACCCCCUCGGGACUCGAGGGGCUAGUAGCGCAAUCAUGCCGACGCAGCUUUCUAGUGUCUGCCGACAUGGCUCAUGCCGUCCAUCCUAAUUAUGUCCAUAGGCAUGAUGAGGUCCAUCAGCCGAUGAUGCAUGGGGGGUUGGUGAUCAAGCACAAUGCGAACCAGGAUUACGCCACGUCAGCGGCCACCGCGUCCGUCUUUCGAGAGAUCGGGUACCGAAUGUCCCUCCCCAUCCAGGAUUACGUCAAUCGAUGUGACAUUAAAGGUGGGUCGACCAUUGGACCUCUUGUUGCAGCUCAGCUGGGGAUCCCAACCGUCGACGUGGGUGCCCCUAUGCUGUCCAUGCACAGCAUCAGGGAGAUGUGCAGUGCCGAUGAUAUAGACCAUGCAUUCCAGCAUUUCAAAGCAUACUUCGAGACUGUGGGCGACAUGCUCCUCGAAAUGAUGAGAGGGCAAAGAGGAGUAAAUCGCGGAGGAGAAGAGAGGGAUGGUGGAGACAAGAGCAGGUGUCUACACGUGUGGAUUUUGAAACACGAGGAGAAGGAGGAGGGAGGAGGAGGAGGAGGAGGAGGAGGAGGAGGAGGAGGAGGAGUAGGAAAUAGGUGAAAGAGGAAGAGAGGAGGGGGAGGAGGAGGAGGAGGAGGAGGAGGAGGAGGAAUUCAAGAGGCGAAUGAGGAGGAGGGGAAAGAGAGAGGACGAAGAGGAAGAGCCGAAGGACAAGAAGGACGAGGAGGCACGCAUGAGCACUUACACUUCUCCUGCUUGGUCGCCCUUCGUCGUUCCUUCUCCCUCCUCCCCUCUUCCUCCUACUCCUCUUCCUCCCUAUGUCCCCUGAUGGGUGCCAGUUUCUUAGAGAUUC